This is a messenger RNA of Didymodactylos carnosus, 450 nucleotides long. NCBI's taxonomy places the organism in Eukaryota, Metazoa, Rotifera, Eurotatoria, Philodinida, Philodinidae. The record is from the annotation of a GenBank genome assembly.
AUGUCAAGAAAUAAUCGUACCUGCACUGAUUGUAAACGUGCACCACAAAUGCAAUGCUUACAUUGUUCCAAUUAUGUUUGUAUGGAUUGUGCACAGAAACAUGUUGCGAGUGUCAAUAAUCAAAUAAACGUUGCUCAACAUUUAUUUAACACAAAAAUUCAUUUAUUAGAUCAGCUAAGAGAAAAUUCAAAAAAAGGUCUGGAUAAAGAGUAUGAGAAGAUGAUAAAACAACUAAUAACUGAACGUGAUCGAUGUGAAAGAGAAAUUGAUCACUUAAUCGAAACCGAAAAGCAGCAAAUAGCACAGAAUAGCAAAACUCUAUUAGAUAUACCAUUGAAUGAGGUUCCAGCUUAUAUAGAUCAAUUAAGUACCAAAUUAUCAAAGUUAAAUGAAAAAACUGACUUUGUCAAAAUCGCUAGUGUACCGGGACAACUUCAAAUACGGAAAUAA